CCUACCCUGCCAAUGUAUGUUCUUCAAGGUCUAAAACUCAGGUUGACAGUAUAGAGUGUUGCAUGACUGACCUUGGACUUGAAGUACACAGGAUCGCUGCUGACUCUGAGGCCACCCUUGAAGGCGGUGACGUCAUCUUCACAGGCACAGAGUUUUUCGUGGGAGAGUCAACACAGUCAAACAAGGCUGGCCACAAAAUCCUGGCCGAAACCUUCCCAGAAUACCCUGUUCACUCCAUCUACGUACAUCCGCCGGAAGUUCACCUGAAAGGCUUUGCAGCCAUGGCUGCGCCUGGAAUCAUCGCAUUAGUGGACGGCGAAAAUGGAAGAAAUGGUUGGAAGGAGAUGUGUGAAAAGAGUAGCUACAGGUACAAAGCCAUAUGGCUGCCAGAGGACUGCGCGGAGAACUGUAUAUAUGUUAACGGGACCAUCAUCCACGGUCCUGAGCGCCAGUUCCCUAAAAGCUACAAGAUAUUAACGGAAGCCCUGGCCGACUACCCACGAAUCGAAGUGUCGACGGAAGAGGUGUAUAAGAUAUGCGCCGCGCUGACCUGCCAGUGUCUGCUGUUCUAGUGGCGUGUUUCUGUCUCGUAUUAAAAGUUUAAGCCCCUGUCACAUAUUCACGAAUCUAAAAAAAAGUAGGCCACCCUAUGCUUUAAUAGCUCAGGGCCAACCCUUCUUUGUUUUUUUGCGAACAAUUGUAAAGUCUUUAAUGUAGUUUUAAACUUUAUUUUGCACACUGGUCGUUUGAUUUGAUUUGUUGUGAUUUGUACACCGGUAUUUUGUUCUUCUUUGUUUUCUCUUGUAC
Messenger RNA from Branchiostoma belcheri (Belcher's lancelet), 807 nucleotides. RefSeq names its product N(G),N(G)-dimethylarginine dimethylaminohydrolase 1-like. The coding region runs from base 63 to 572 and encodes 169 amino acids. Gene Ontology annotation, biological process: positive regulation of nitric oxide biosynthetic process; arginine metabolic process. The transcript is spliced from 5 exons. Gene Ontology annotation, molecular function: dimethylargininase activity; amino acid binding. The record is from RefSeq and is a predicted model, not a curated record. NCBI's taxonomy places the organism in Eukaryota, Metazoa, Chordata, Leptocardii, Amphioxiformes, Branchiostomatidae.